AACUGCACAAACCACUCAAACGCCCUGCGCUUUUGCGAGCUUGUCAUCAACGCCGCCUCAACCAUAAAAUUUGCAACACCACCUCGACAAUACCACCGCCAACCAAGAUUACUUCGUCGUCGCCAUCAUCAUCCUGAAUAAUAUUUCCUACCCCUUCAGCCGUAGUGUCUUGACCUCAGCCUAGCAACCAUGCCGGCUACAACCAAGACAAGCACGACAACCAAGGAGAAGGACCGGCGAAAGUCGGCCGGCAAGACCUCGCUUGUCACCCUUAAGGUGUCGCCUGAUAGAUUGCGAAGGCUUCUCGACCCAGAAGCACCACCAGCCAAGGAAGACUCGCCCUCCAAGGAAUCUCCUGCCACCUCAGCACUACCUGCCGAAGCUGCUGUUGCUCCCUCUAAUGGUGACAACGCGUCUUCCUCGAAUCCCGGCACGCCAGCUGCUGCUGCUGUUGCUGCUGUUGGCACGCCGUCACAGGUUUCCAUGGGUCCGCCUACUGAAGGCCCAAAGAAGAAGGGUGUGAAGAGAAGUGCUGCUGGUGCCAACGGUAUAGAACCCAAGGCACGAGGCAAGCCUGGCCCUAAGAAAAAGCCGAGACUUGAGGACGGUACCAUCGACCCUAACUCAAAGAACUCUGCCGGCGCUUACCACAAGCUUGGUCCCAAGGCCAACCAAGGUGCUAUCAAUGCUGGUCUUCGUGCUCUUGAUCGAUCGGGCAAGCCAUGCAGGAAGUGGGCAAAGGGCGGCUUCAGACUCAAGACCUUCACUGGCAUUGUAUGGGAGAUCCCGCGCUGGGCUGCUCCUCCGAAGCCUUCCCCGGAUGCUACCCAGGAGGCCUCGACUGCCUCUGCCGACAGUAGCAACAAAGAGAACACCAAGGAGGGCAGUCAGAUGAAGAGCGAGAAUAGUGCAAGUGGUGCGGAUGGAGAGCAGCGAAGCUUGCCACCCAGUCUCCCUGCUGCCAGCUCCCCCGCGCCAAUGCCAGUCGCCGCUGCCUCGUAACGAGGAAUCUUGUCUCGAUCCAUGGCUACACCAGCGGGUCCUGAUUCAUUUCUAAUGUCAGCUUUUUCUUUGUUAGCGAGGAUC
Messenger RNA from Truncatella angustata, 1086 nucleotides. RefSeq names its product INO80 complex, subunit Ies4. The record is from RefSeq and is a predicted model, not a curated record. Lineage: Eukaryota; Fungi; Ascomycota; Sordariomycetes; Amphisphaeriales; Sporocadaceae. Gene Ontology annotation, cellular component: Ino80 complex. The coding region runs from base 190 to 1002 and encodes 270 amino acids. The transcript has 2 exons. Gene Ontology annotation, biological process: chromatin remodeling.